AUGGCUAACCAUAAGGAGAGAGUAGUAGAGCUAUUUUUCAUCCCAUCUCCACUUAUGGGACAUGUUGGUCAGCUUGUUCAGCUGGCCAACCUCAUGGCCACUCGGUUCCAUCAUCUCACCAUUAACGUACUUGUCAUGCACCUCCCUAAUGAUCCCAUUGGCACCAAUUACACACACUCCCUUAUUGCUUCUUCUUCUGAACCUGAUAAUGAUCACAAUCAGAUCAAAUUCAUCCAAUUUCCUUCAAUGGAUCUUGACUCUUUUCCAGAAUACCCAAAUGCCGGUGUCCUGGCUGAUGCUGUCAUCGAGCGUCAUAAGCCCAUCGUUAGGGAACUUAUUGCUUCGUGCUUCAGUAGGUCCGAUCGACUCUCUGCAUUGGUCGUUGACAUGUUUUGUACCUCAAUGAUCGAUGUUGGCAAAGAAUUUGGAGUCCCUUCCUACAUAUUCUUCCCUCCGAGUGCAGCUGUUCUUGGGAUUAUGUUUUAUUUUCAGACACUCGAAGAUGAACAAGGUCAGGAGAUAUCUGAAUUGGCAAACGCUGAGACUCCGUUAAUCAUCCCGAGCUAUGCUAAACCAGUUCCUCCUACUGUCUUGCCCUAUGUGUUUCUGGACAAGGAUUCUUGGUCAAAAAGGUUUGGUCGUUACGCCCGGAAAUAUAGAGAAGCCAAGGGCAUAAUCAUAAACACGUUUCUAGAGUUAGAGCCUCAUGCCCUCCAUUCCUACGACGAUAAAACACCUCCUGUCUACACGGUGGGUCCGAUGCUAAAACCCGAAAAACCUAUUCCAAACAAUGAGCUACUGCAGUGGUUGGAUGGUCAACCAAACUCAUCGGUUUUGCUUCUAUGCUUUGGAUCCAGGGGGUGGUUCGAGCUGCAGGACCAAGUGAAAGAAAUAGCAACUGCUAUAGAAAGGAGCGGAUACAGGUUCAUAUGGUCCUUGCGCCGACCUCCGUCUGAGAACCAAAAAGGGUUCCCAGGGGAGCACACAGACUACAAUGAAGUCCUACCGGAUGGGUUCCUGGACCGUACAUCCGGAAAGGGUAAAGUGGUUGGGUGGCUCCCGCAGACCGCGGUGCUGGCUCAUGUGGCAGUAGGCGGGUUCGUGUCCCACUGUGGGUGGAACUCCAUAUUGGAAAGUCUCUGGUACGGUGUUCCAAUUGCCACAUGGCCAAUAUACAACGAGCAAUCGUUGAAUGCACAUCAAUUGGUGAAAGAAGUGGGGUUGGCAGUGGAGAUCUCGUUGGAUUAUAACCAAUUUAACAAGAAUCAGAGAUUGGUGUCAGCUGAAGAGAUUGAGAAGGGAAUAAGGGAGGUGAUGGAUAGCAGAAGUGAGGUUCGUGCAAAGGUGGCAGAAAUGAAAACAAAGAGUCGAAUGGCAGUGGAAGAAGGGGGUUCAUCAUUUGCAAGUCUGAGACAACUUGUUGACGAUUUCAUGUAA
Cynara cardunculus var. scolymus (artichoke) is the source of this 1437-nucleotide messenger RNA. RefSeq names its product anthocyanidin 3-O-glucosyltransferase 2-like. The record is from RefSeq and is a predicted model, not a curated record. The transcript has a single exon. Bases 1 to 1437 code for a protein of 478 amino acids. NCBI's taxonomy places the organism in Eukaryota, Viridiplantae, Streptophyta, Magnoliopsida, Asterales, Asteraceae. Gene Ontology annotation, molecular function: UDP-glycosyltransferase activity.